This is a messenger RNA of Glycine soja, 508 nucleotides long. Its product is annotated as probable protein disulfide-isomerase A6. The record is from RefSeq and is a predicted model, not a curated record. The coding region runs from base 1 to 471 and encodes 156 amino acids. The transcript is spliced from 5 exons. Gene Ontology annotation, biological process: protein folding. Gene Ontology annotation, molecular function: protein disulfide isomerase activity. Gene Ontology annotation, cellular component: endoplasmic reticulum. NCBI's taxonomy places the organism in Eukaryota, Viridiplantae, Streptophyta, Magnoliopsida, Fabales, Fabaceae.
AUGGCUGUUCAUCAAUCAUGGUAUGAUGUGAGUGGAUUUCCUACCUUGAAGUUCUUCCCAAAGGGCAACAAAGCUGGUGAAGAGUACGGAGGUGGAAGAGACUUGGAUGACUUUGUGGCUUUUAUCAAUGAGAAAUCUGGAACAAGUCGAGAUGUAAAAGGACAACUUACUUCCCAAGCUGGUAUAGUAGAAAGCUUGGAUGUCUUGGUUAAGGAGUUUGUAGCUGCCAGCGAUGAAGAGAAGAAAUCCGUGUUUAUCCGAAUGGAAGAGGAAGUUGAGAAGCUGAAGGGUUCUGCCUCAAGGCACGGGAAGAUUUACUUGAAAGCUGCCAAGAAUUACUUGGAAAAAGGUUCUGAUUAUGCUAAGAAUGAAAUCCAGCGCCUACAGCGCAUACUUGACAAGUCCAUUAGUCCUGCGAAGGCCGACGAGUUAACUCUAAAGAAAAAUAUCUUGUCGACAUAUGCUGCUUGACUUUUUGGUGCAUCAUUAGCCAUCUCUCAUGGAAGCU